Molecule: messenger RNA, 1191 nt
Organism: Prorocentrum cordatum
Lineage: Eukaryota; Dinophyceae; Prorocentrales; Prorocentraceae
Source: the annotation of a GenBank genome assembly
AUGUGGUCCGUGCCGCCGGACGAGCCGCCGUGCCGGAUGCACCCGAGUGCCCCGCAGAGCGCUGGCGACGGGUGCGAGUCGAAGCGGCGGUUGGCGGCGGUCUUGGGCGUGCUCAUGGCGACUAUCGUGGUGGUGUCGCUCCUCGCCAUUCCGAAUAUGAAGGGGGCUGGGUCAAGGGGCGGCUCCACAGUUCCGGCCAGAGCGCUGCAGAACCCGGACGGCUCGGACUGGACUGUUUGCAGGCAGAGCCCAGAGAGGCUCCAGUGCCCCGCCCUGGAUAUGUUCGACGACCCCGCUGUCCACCAGAAGGUGAUAGAUGAUUUGAUCUGGUCCAGCCAUGAGUUCCUCGGGAUCGAGGCGCGAGGGGACAUCAGCAAGGUCGUCGGGGAGACCUUCAGCGGAAUCCGUGCGAAACUCCUGACGAGGGCUCCAGACGUGGCACAACACGUCAAGAAUCUGCAGCUCACCUCCUCCGAAAGCAGCGCGGCUGUGAGCGCCAUGCAGCUGAUUGUUGACGAGAGGGUUCAGUCGAUCGGCCGUGAGGUCGCAGUUGCUAUGCUUAGCAGUCUUCCGAAAGAGGAUUACGAGAGUGACGGGGGAAGCCUCACUAUUCAGCAGCGGGAUGCGGUGUUGGCUGGUCUGGACGAGAGGUUGCGGCCAAGACUUGAUGAUAUCAGGAAGAUUGUUGAUGCGACGGUGUCCCCGCCGUUGCGCAUGCUCUGGGGAGAAGGAAGACAGGACUUACUUCCAAGCCUUGCGCUGAGCUCGUGGGAAAUGGCAUUGGAGCCCUCUGUUGUGUCGACGCUCCGAGCAUCCAGUGACAAGAUGAUGAUGGUCCGCAGGCUCCAGGGGAACUCCACGUUGUCCGCACCACCCAGGAACUUGCUCACUGAGAUGACGGACACAGGAAGGCAAGAUACCAUCCUCGGCGCGACUUUGAUGUUGGGACGGACGCUCUUGAACGCAAUGCAGAUGUACAUGCGGCUAACAUCCAACAGCAUGGCUCCUCUGAGCGACACCUAUGACGUCACCGACGAAAUGCCAAGCGUCAGAUGUAAGGUGGAUGGUAGAGCUCACCAACAUACACCUGAUGUGGAGCCCCAUCAAAUUGCGCUUUGCUCAUUUAAGUUUGGUAUCCUGGGGGCUGAUGCUCUAAGAGCUACUUUCAUGGCAGAUCAAAUGACCUCGUGA